CAGGAUCACUUUCUGCUCUCGGCUUACCAUAAUGGCGGUCGCCCCAUCAUCUGUGAAAUACCUACAGUCUUCUACCCCAUUCACUCUUCCCAGUCAACUUUCCCCCAAAUUUCAUCCCCGUUUCCCGUCCACUGCCGCCGCAAGGGCGAACUCCACCGGAUUCGGUUUCAGCACUCGUCGCAGUGUUCAGAGGAAACCUCCUGCGGUGCUGCGUGCCUCUGCUGCCGAUUUUAGCCCGAGCAUCGGAGAAUUGUUGGGCGAAGUCACCGUGUUCAAAGCCUCCGGUGAGCCCGUCGUGUUCAAGGAUCUCUGGGACCAGAACGAGGGGAUGGCUGUUGUUGCACUGUUGAGACACUUUGGAUGUCCUUGCUGGUAAUUUGAAUUUCGCUACCCCAUUAAUUUGAUGGGGAUCAGCUUUGGUUUUUACUGAGCCGCCAUGGUUUCUGAUUGUUGUUGUUCAAUUUUUUGGCUGAAGUUGGGAACUGGCGUCAGAGUUGAAGGAAUUCGGUAAAUUCGGUAAACCGGUUUGUAACCGUUUACCGGUAAUUCGGUAAUCGGUAAACCGGUUACAAAUCGGUAUCGGUAAACGGUAAACGGUUUUGCCAAUGUCGGUAUACCGAAACCGGUAAAUUCGGUAAACAAUUUACCGUUUACCGACCGAUUCCCACCCCUAGAAAUAAUAAUACUGAAAAAAUAAAACAAGAAUCAAUAC
Linum trigynum is the source of this 712-nucleotide messenger RNA. Lineage: Eukaryota; Viridiplantae; Streptophyta; Magnoliopsida; Malpighiales; Linaceae. The record is from the annotation of a GenBank genome assembly.